Molecule: messenger RNA, 1264 nt
Organism: Ctenopharyngodon idella (grass carp)
Lineage: Eukaryota; Metazoa; Chordata; Actinopteri; Cypriniformes; Xenocyprididae
Gene: ap5s1
Product: adaptor related protein complex 5 subunit sigma 1
Exons: 3
Coding region: 159-749 (196 amino acids)
Biological process (GO): double-strand break repair via homologous recombination; endosomal transport
Cellular component (GO): cytosol; AP-type membrane coat adaptor complex; lysosome
Source: RefSeq, a predicted model, not a curated record
UCACAGUCAUGUGACCAAAUACGGAAAUAAUUAUGCAGUUUGUCCACAAUGGCAGCAUGAUACUUUGACACAAGUUUAUUAUAUUGCAGACACAUUUUGAAGCAAAUAUAGUAAUUGUGUCUGUAUUCUUAUAGUCUUUAUGAAAUGUGAAAUCAGAUAUGGUGCUGUGUUUCUUAAUCCACACGGUGUGCCCGGUGAGCGCUCUGUCCGCAGGCGAGAUCCGGAUACUGUACGCGCGCGUAUUCGGACCAGAGACCGGGGAUGGUUGCGAUUUCACACCGGAGCAGAGACGACUGGUGCAGAAAGAGAAACUUCACGUGGUAGCGAGACAGGUGAGGAGUGCGGUGGCUCUGAGUAGGGAGGCCUCAGGCAGUCUGUGCACUGAGGCUGUGCUGGGCGAGGAGGCUGUCGCUCUGGGUGAAGCUGACAGAGGUGUGUUUUCCCUGGGCAGUGCAGAGCUGUUUCCAGAUCGGAGUGUUGUUCUGUGGCUGGGGGUGCAGUCGCUAGCAUUCACUCUUGUCUGCAGACCACACGAGAACCUUCUGCUCGCAGAGGGAGCGCUUCGCAACAUUGCACGUCACUGCCUGGAGGAGCUACGUCUGCUGGGACCUGGUGCUGAGGUGUUGCUGAAAAGUGAUCGAGUGGACGCAUUGUUGCACAGACUCCUUCCUCAUGGUCAGCUCCUCUUCCUCAACCACCGUUUUGCCUCCAGCCUGGAUAAAGAGAUAACAAACUACGUGAGCAAAUGAAAGAGUGUGUAUUGGUAGAAUCACAUUGGUGAGCCAUUUGCCACAUAUUUAGAGGGUAAUAUAUAAAUAUGCCUGAUAAAUCCUGGAUGUUCUGAUCUAGGAGAUUUGGAGGAACUACUUCUCCUUUGAAGGUGUAAUGAUGGUUCAAAGAAGGCAUUUGAAAAGAAGAAGAUUGUACCCACAAAGUGUAUUGUGAACUGGUUUUUCCCUUUGAGGAAGCCAGAAGGCACAUGUUCUAAAACUUUAAUUGCAGUUUGACAUCAGAUUAGAUGGAAAAAAGAGUGAACCACAAAAGUAGUACAGCUUAUAAUAUCCCAGUGAUAGAUUCUUCAAGUAAAGCCCUUUACACAUUUGAUUGUUCAGGCAGAAUGACUUUGGAGUACCUGAUUAACUGCUCAUAAAUGGUCAGUUGAUAACAUUGUUCAUUGAGUUUCUUGUUAAUUAAAGUCUGAAUUUAUAUUAUUAUUAUAUGAUAUUACUGUCUGGAUGGGUCAAAAUAAAACCAUUGUGUUAUA